AUGGAGGCCGUGAUGGCAACGAGCGCAGGGCCGGCGGGGCUUACGGCAGCCGCGGCCGGGGAGCAGGAGGGGGCGGCGGCUGCCGCCUCCAGCCCGGCCCAGGCGCCCGCCGGCCCCACCGCCUUUCUCAGCCUCCCGGCGCCCUUCAGCGAGGAAGAUGAAGAUGAUGUUCACAAGUGUGGUCGUUGUCAUUCUGAGUUCACCUCUUUGGAAGAAUUUGUACAACACAAAUUACAAAAGAUCUGUCAACGAACUCAAGAAGCCAUUACUGCCACAUCAACAAGUCUUCCUAGCCAAGAAGUACAAAAGGAGGUUGUUCCUUCUGUUGAGGAGUCCAUAACUGUUGCUCAUAUAGUUGUUGAAGCAUCUUCAAUAGCAGAAGAAAUCAGUAAUGCAUCUUCUAUAGUAGGUAGUGGGCACAUCAAAGAAGUCAUUGUCACAGGAGAACAAGUUUUUGAAAACCCAAAUGGCCAGAUUGAUGGUGAGAUCACUGAAGGGCAGGGCAGUCCCGAUGACAUGGAACAAGAUGGCUCCACAGAGCUGAUCAGGGUUAAGCUGCUGGUUAAUAAAGAAGGUCGAUAUGUGUGUGAGUUAUGCCACAAGACGUUUAAAACUGCCAGUAUCCUUAAAGCUCACAUGAUCACUCAUAGUAGCAGGAAGGACUAUGAAUGUAAAUUAUGUGGAACAUCAUUUAGGACAAAGGGGUCUCUCAUUCGACACCACCGGCGUCACACAGAUGAGCGACCUUACAAAUGCAAGAAGUGUGGGAAAAGCUUCAGGGAAUCAGGAGCUUUGACACGGCAUCUGAAAUCUUUGACACCUUGCACGGAAAAAAUCCGUUUCAACAUGAGCAAAGAAAUAGUUGUUAGCAAAGAUGAAUUGCCAACAGAAUCCUGUAGUUCAAACACAGAGGCUGUUUCACCUAUAGCAAGCGAAUCCAUUGAGACUCCUGUGAUUCACCUAUUAACAGAUGCAAAAGGCAAUGUCCUUCAUGAAGUCCAUGUCCAAAUGCAGGAGCUUCCUGUUGUUGAUGCAAAAUCCUUGGAUCAAGAGCCAUCAAAUCCCAAGGAACUACCAUGUGAAUGGGAAGUGAACAAUGAGAACUUGCUGAGGCAGGCCAUGAGGAAUUCUGGGAUUGUGAUAGAAAAAGUCACUGUGGAGGAGAUGCAAAAAUCAGAUGAACCUGGUGUGGCUGCUACAGAAGAACUAGAAAACGAAGAGAUGGAAGCGGAAGAAGAGCAGUGUGGGGAACAGUGUGUUGAAGUAGAGCAAGUAGAGACUACAGAUACAGAAACAAACGGAUACAAAAGUUAUGUUUGCCCUCACUGUAGUGAAGUCUUCAGUGGGUCUGUUUCCCUUGAAAUACACAUCAAAGGACAUUUAGGUUACAAAGUGUUUAAAUGCGAGGAGUGUGGUAAAGAGUUCAUGAAAGGCUACCUGUUGAAAAAGCACCAGGAAGUGCAUGUCAAUGAGCGGCGCUUCCGUUGUGGUGAGUGUGGCAAACUCUACAAGACCAUCGCGCAUGUGAAGGGACACAAGAGGGUGCACUCAGAUGAGCGGCCAUAUUCCUGUCCGAAGUGUGGCAAGAGAUACAAAACAAAGAAUGCCCAGCAGGUUCAUUUCCGCACUCACUUGGAAGAGAAGCCCUACAUCUGCCAGUUCUGCAACCGGGGCUUUCGGGAGAAGGGCUCGUUGGUUCGUCACAUCCGUCACCACACAGGCGAAAAGCCAUACAAAUGUUACAAGUGUGGACGUGGGUUCGCAGAGCAUGGCACUCUUAACAGGCACUUAAAAACCAAAGGUGGCUGCCUUCUUGCAUUGAAAGAGGUUGAAGACGUGAUGGUUUCUGAGGAAAGUCAAUCAGCUGACAACUUAGCGGCAACAGUUAUUUCUGAAGAUCCUCAUACUGUUCUAGUAGAAUUUUCUUCAGUGGUGGCAGAUACUCAGGAAUACAUCAUUGAGACUGCUACUGAAGACAUGGAGACCAGUGAAGCUACUGAAAUAAUAGAGGGAACCAGACAUGAGGUUGACAGUCACAUUAUGAAGGUUGUGCAGCAAAUAGUAAAUCAAGCAAACUCUGGCCACCAGAUCAUCGUGCAGAACGUUACAGUGGCAGAAAACUCUGAAGUAACUACUGACACUGCAGACACUAUCACCAUAGCAACACCAGAAAGUCUUACAGAGCAGGUUGCCAUGACACUGGCUUCGGCUAUUGGCGAAGGAGCUGUGCUGACGACAGAGGGUAGCAUUGAGACAGAAGAAGCAACUGUGACAAUGGUUGCAUCAGAGGAUAUUGAAAUAAUGGAGCACGUAGGAGAGUUUGUGAUAGCCUCCCAGGAAGGGGAGGUGGAAGUUCAGACAGUGAUUGUCUAG
Molecule: messenger RNA, 2373 nt
Organism: Emys orbicularis (European pond turtle)
Lineage: Eukaryota; Metazoa; Chordata; Testudines; Emydidae
Gene: E4F1
Product: E4F transcription factor 1
Exons: 14
Coding region: 1-2373 (790 amino acids)
Biological process (GO): regulation of transcription by RNA polymerase II
Cellular component (GO): nucleus
Molecular function (GO): RNA polymerase II cis-regulatory region sequence-specific DNA binding; DNA-binding transcription factor activity, RNA polymerase II-specific
Source: RefSeq, a predicted model, not a curated record